AUGGUCUUUGGGUUUGGCAGCACACAGAGGCCCUUGGCAGGACGCCGAUGCCUCUGGCAAGAGGAAAUUUGUAACCAGAUGGUGGAAUUGGAUCCCGCCCAAAUGAGCAUCAUAGGUGCUGGGUUCAUCGGCGCGAAGGCCGAGAAAGUUCGCCAACAAAUCACCAAGUCGACAAAGACCCUCAGAGACUGCGCUGCGGCCGAAGAUAAUGGCAUGUUCGAUGAGCAUGUUGAGAGCGUGCUGAAGCGUGCCGAGGAUAACAUCGGGCCUUUGCUUGGUGGUCUUGAACGAAUUGGUACCGUUCACUAUAAUAGAUUCUGUGAGAUUGGGAUGGGCCUGCCUAGUAUUGUCGAGGUCGCUUGA
Molecule: messenger RNA, 363 nt
Organism: Penicillium alfredii
Lineage: Eukaryota; Fungi; Ascomycota; Eurotiomycetes; Eurotiales; Aspergillaceae
Exons: 2
Coding region: 1-363 (120 amino acids)
Source: RefSeq, a predicted model, not a curated record